CAGGGUGUUCUGAUCCGUCGUGUCCCGCCGUAGCCCGUCGCGUGCUCCGCGGGCUUUUCAGGGCUCUUGAGCCAUGGAGACCGGUGAAAGGCCGGAGCCUUUAGACAAGGAAGCCAUCGAAGGACAGCUGCGGCUUAUGGCGAACUGCUUUGGCGCGGUCCACGGAGGUCUUGGUACCUUGCUGGUCUACUCCACCACUUUGUUUUCCGAGCAGUGCGGCUCUACUGCCAAUGGCUUUUUCUAUGUCUCGACCUGGCCGGGUUCCAUGUUCCUGGCGGUGCCGCUGCUUUCAGUCCUAGGCCGCCAAGGAUGCUUGCUCUACUCCUUUAGCAGCUACGUUCUGUAUGCGAUCCUGUUUUGCACUGCGCGGGCCCUGCAGACGGGAGAUGUCGAAAAGGAGAGCUGCUUGAGCGCGGGCCCGGUGUUGCUAUGCAGCGCUUCAGUGGUGGCAGGUUUAGCUGCUGGUGUGAUGUGGACGAGUCAGGGAUCGUACUUUGCGCAUGCCUCGGCGCUGUUGGCCUCCGGAACGGAAGACCCGGAGGCGAAGACUCGAGAAGCCAACGCGUGGCUUUCAGGAGUCUUCGCGCUGCGCUACUUGGGCUGGGAGUUUGCCUUGAAGUUGCUCACUUCCCUGAUCCAGUAUUUCAAGCAGGAUGAUGCCUCCAUCCUUGUGCUGAUAGUCAUUGCCGCUCUUGCGACAGUCGUCUUCGCCCGUAGCGACCCACUGCCCCGGGAGGAGCCCACGUCGCAGGGCCCAGCCCUUGACAAAUUCCGGGCAGCCAUUUCCCUGUGGUCUGAUGUCGUGAUUUGGCUGCUGAGCCCUACGAAUUUGGCGUUUGGCUUCGGAGCAGCUUUCAUGAAUGGCUACUUCAAUGCGGAAGUCUCUGCGGGAAUUGCAGGGACAGCCUCCAUUGGUGCCCUGGCGGCGGUGACCGUGGCCUCGGCGGCACUGGGCUCCUGGUGCUUCGGUAGCUAUGGCCAGAAGCACGGCUUGAUCUUGCCCAUGGCCCUUGGAUCUUUGGCCAUGCUUGCGACCAUGUACUUCGGUUUGAGUGAGAUGAAGGGAUUGAGCGCUGCCUGGCUCUUCCUGCCGUACCUCCUUUGGGGCUUUGGCCGAGGAAGUUAUGAGUCGGUGAAUCGCGCAGCAUUAGCGGAUUUCUACCGUGGGAAAAAGAUCGAUGCGGCCUUCGCCAAUUUCACCUUCCAGCAGUGCAUGGCCUCGGCGAUCGCCUUCUUCGUGAAUCGUGCGAAGGUGUCUGUGACAGUCACCACCAUUAUGGCGUUGCUCAUCAUGCCCUGCUACGUCUUGGUGAUGCAAAGGUGUUCGGGCGAGCAAAGGCCCGUGCUCCAGGAUGUCUAGCUGCCUGGAACAGAACAUUUCGGUCCAGUCAGUGCAUGGACCAACGCCUUUCGGUGCAGAGCUUCUUCAGAAGGAGGCAUGUUUGGAAUUCAUUCACCGUUGUCCAAGCGCUGAGAGCUGGAACUCUCCGAGUUUUGGCGACAAUGACGACAAACGCAUGUUCACCAUCCAGGUCGUGUCACACGGGGGUCUUCCCCCCCUGGAGUUGCUCUGUGCCCACCUAACUUGCUUCACUUGAGAAAUUGGCAACCGACCUCUUGAGUGCUAGCACAAAAUCCUCAUUGACGCACCGCGAAGCCUUCACACUUUCGCCCUGAGCUUAACAUUAAGUGUGAAGUUGCAAUGACAAUACUAAGCCAGGUCAAUCUCCCGAUUUUACCUUUCGGUUGUUGUCCCUGUCGACACUUCUUGGCUCAAGAAACUUGGACCCACGAACGUGGGAGCUUCGUUUCUUCUGAAGAUACUUUAGGGAUUCCGUGGCCG
Messenger RNA from Durusdinium trenchii, 1843 nucleotides. Lineage: Eukaryota; Dinophyceae; Suessiales; Symbiodiniaceae. The record is from the annotation of a GenBank genome assembly.